AUCCUGAAUUCAGGAUAUUGAUAGAAUAUGUUAGAAUUAGAUGCAUAUACUGCUAGGGCAGAUCAAGCUGAGAAACAGAUUGAAAUACUUAUUAAGGAACUUGAGAACUUGAAGUCAGGAAACAUUGAAGCAAAGGAUAGUUCUCAAACUUCUGAGGAAUUGACCAAACUCAAGGCGGAGAAUACCAGGUUGAAGUACAGGAUCAAUAUUCUGAAGAAAGCUGUGCAAAAGGAGAUGAAUAGUAGUGAGAAUAUGAAGAAUAUCUCUACCCUGUUGAUAGAUUUGUUUAAAUCUGGAAUAUCUGUUGGGUUCCCCGACCUAGUCGACCCUCCCUGUCCUGUCCUACCCUCACCUAAGUUCGGAGAUUAUCAGUUCAAUGGUGCUAUGCCUAUCUCAGGUCUUCUUAAGGCUUGUGGUAUUAAGCUUGCACCUCGAGAUGUUGCUACCAAGAUAGUUGAGAAUGUGCCCAGUAAUGAUGUAAUUGAUAAACUUGAGGUGGCUGGACCUGGCUUUGUCAAUAUAUUCAUCAAGAAAUCAUUCAUUCAGGCUGAGCUGGAUGCUCUUGUAGAAAAAGGGGUUCGUCCACCUCCUCUAGAUGGUGGAAGGAAGAGACUUAUUGUUGAUUUCUCCUCACCAAAUAUUGCCAAGGAGAUGCAUGUCGGACAUCUUAGGUCAACCAUCAUCGGAGACUCUGUUUGCCGUCUAAUGGAGUUCCUGGGACAUGAUGUUGUUCGUCUUAAUCAUGUUGGGGACUGGGGGACACAGUUUGGUAUGUUGAUAGCUCACCUUCAAGACGAGUUCCCUAAUUAUCUGACUGAGUCUCCUCCAAUCUCGGACCUCAUGACCUUCUAUAAACAGUCAAAGCUGCGGUUUGACUCUGAUGAACCCUUCAAGGCUCGGGCUUAUCAAUGUGUUGUCAAGCUUCAGGCGCAUGAUCCAGAUUAUAUCAAGGGAUGGAAUCUAAUCUGUGAUGUUUCAAGGAAAGAAUUCCAGAAAGUUUAUGAUCGACUUCAAGUUCAAAUCAAGGAGCGGGGUGAGUCCUUUUACCAGGACAAGAUGGUCGAGGUUGUCAAGGACCUCACUGACAGAAAACUUAUUCAGGAGGAUGAGGGUCGAAUGGUAAUGUUUGGUCCUGGGUGUUCGGUUCCUUUAACCGUGGUUAAAUCUGAUGGAGGGUAUACCUAUGAUACCAGUGAUAUGGCAGCUCUAAGGCAGAGGGUAGAGGAGGAGAAAGCAGAUUGGAUAAUAUAUCUGACAGACCUGGGGCAAGCAACUCAUUUCCAACAAGUAUUUGCCUGUGCUCAACAAGCAGGUUAUUUCGACCCCGCAAAGGUGCGACUAGACCAUGUUGGGUUUGGAGUUGUUUUAGGAGAGGAUAAGAAGAAGUUUAAAACUAGAAGCGGAGAUACAGUCAGGCUUGUGGAACUCCUUGACGAAGGAUUAAAACGAAGCUUGGAGAAACUGAAGGAAAAGGGAAGACAUGAGGUUCUGACCCCUGAAGAGCUUGAAGCCGCCCAGCAGAGUGUUGCCUACGGUUGUAUCAAGUACUCUGACCUCUGCCAUAACAGGAACCAUGAGUACGUAUUCUCCUUCGACAAGAUGCUGGAGGACAAGGGGAACACCGCCGUGUACAUGCUUUACGCGUACACUAGGAUAAGAUCAAUUGCGAGAACUGCUAAGGUGACGGACGAAAUGUUGUCUGAGAUAAAGAAGAAGAAGGAAGUGUCUGUGAGCCUGGAACAUGAAAAGGAAAUGAAAUUAGGAAAACAACUUCUUAAACUUCCGGAAGUUAUUACAAGGAUAACUGAUGAUCUGUUUAUGCAUUCUCUCUGUGAAUAUAUGUACGAGGUGGCAAAUGUUUUUACAGAGUUUUAUGAGAAUUGUUAUUGUGUUGAAAAGAACUCUGCCGGGGAAACUGUGAAGGUAAAUUAUGAUCGUCUGCUGCUGUGUGAUGCUACUGCAAACGUACUGGCGACCUGCUUUAAUAUUCUUGGCCUGAAUCCGGUUCAGAAAAUGUAAACAAUAACAAUACAUGUUUCUACUUGUUAACACUAUUGUGAACAUGAAAACUAUUUUGAAGAAAAAUAAAGUUCUAUUUUUUUC
This is a messenger RNA of Eurytemora carolleeae, 2103 nucleotides long. It is a transcript of the gene ArgRS, whose product is annotated as arginine--tRNA ligase, cytoplasmic. NCBI's taxonomy places the organism in Eukaryota, Metazoa, Arthropoda, Copepoda, Calanoida, Temoridae. Gene Ontology annotation, molecular function: arginine-tRNA ligase activity; ATP binding. Gene Ontology annotation, cellular component: cytoplasm. The record is from RefSeq and is a predicted model, not a curated record. The transcript has 21 exons. Gene Ontology annotation, biological process: arginyl-tRNA aminoacylation. Bases 28 to 2019 code for a protein of 663 amino acids.